Messenger RNA from Cladocopium goreaui, 1349 nucleotides. Lineage: Eukaryota; Dinophyceae; Suessiales; Symbiodiniaceae. The record is from the annotation of a GenBank genome assembly.
AACCCGGUUCGUUCGAAUGGAGAAGACGGCUGUAACCUGCGUGGCAUGGCUGCCGCGGGGCGUUUGCACUGGGCGUUUGGAUGGGGCGCAGGAGGGCGAGGACGAUGAAGCCAUGCGGGAAGCCGCUGGAGAUUUGGCUUCCUCCAGUGCCGGGGCAGUGGUUGGCUUGGAGGAGUUCAACAUGGAGAACUACGACGAUGAGGAUGACGAAGGCAUGCAGUUUUUUUCGGUGCUGAACGCGGAUGGCGAGUUGGCGCGGGAACGCGAUCCACAUAUGACCGGAGAUCCCAAUUCGGAUUCGGACUCGGAGGGCGACGUGGAGAUUCGGCCGGAGGACCACGUCUUCGUUGCUGCCUCCUGUGAGGAAGACUGUUGCACCUUGGAGCUUUACGUCUUCGAAGAAGAUGAGGUGAACAUGUACGUGCAUCAUGACAUCAGUUUGGCAGCCUAUCCUCUCUGCGUGGAAUGGAUGAAGCAAAGCAGUGGCACCGAGGGGUGCUAUGCAGCCGUUGGAUCUAUUGAUCAUUCCAUUCAGCUCUGGAACUUGGAAGAGGCCGAUCCAUUGGAACCGGCGCAAGUCCUGGGACAUGCCAGGAAGCCUAAAGCCAAGACGAAGAAGAGACGACCCAAGAUGCCUUCAGGUGAUGUGAAGGCGCACGAUGGCCCCGUUCUGUGUUUGCAUGGAAGUAGCGCCAACCCUUCAGUUCUCGCGAGUGGCUCAGCAGAUCAGACCCUGAAGGUUUGGGACGUGACCGAUGGCUCCUGUGUUCACAGCUUUGAUCACCAUUCCGACAAGGUGCAGUGUGUGAGGUGGCAUCCCACAGAGCAGGCAGUGCUGCUUUCGGCGGCCUUCGACAAUCGCCUGGGCUUGAUCGACGUGCGGCAGCCGAAGCAGGCGGCCUUGGCAGCGUUGAACGGCGAAGCAGAGUGUGCCAUAUGGAGUCAACACAGUCCCUACCAAUGCUUUGCCAGCACCGACAACGGUGCGGUUUGCUGCUAUGACGUGCGAAAAGUGGCAAAUAAGGCAGAGAAUCCAAUCCUGUGGACGCUCAUGGCGCAUGACGUGGCCUGCACCAGUCUCCAAGAUGCACCUGCCAAGAAUCUCUUGGUCACAGCGGGCUUGGACGGGCACGCGAAGGUCUGGAACCUGGCCAGUAGCCCUCAGAUGGUUUACAGCAAAAAUCUGCAGGCCGGGCCGAUUUUCACUUGUCAGAGCAAUGCAGAUAUGGCUGCCUUGAUGUGCUUUGGCGGAAAAUGCCCGGUGAUGUGGGAUCUCUCCAGCGAGCAGGUCUUGGUGGAUGCCUUCAAGCUCGACGCCUUUUAGCCGCUUAAGCCUCGCUGGACGAAAA